This is a messenger RNA of Chelonus insularis, 2267 nucleotides long. Its product is annotated as thymic stromal cotransporter protein-like. NCBI's taxonomy places the organism in Eukaryota, Metazoa, Arthropoda, Insecta, Hymenoptera, Braconidae. Gene Ontology annotation, cellular component: membrane. Gene Ontology annotation, molecular function: transmembrane transporter activity. Bases 437 to 2137 code for a protein of 566 amino acids. The transcript is spliced from 6 exons. The record is from RefSeq and is a predicted model, not a curated record. Gene Ontology annotation, biological process: transmembrane transport.
GCUGGGUGGAUGGACUCGGCAGAAGCAGUGCGGAAGAGCGAGAAAACAUAGCUGAGCAGAGGGAGAAUUGGCAAAGUGGAAGAGGGGCCAAGGGAAUCUUGUAACACACGUAUCGCAAUGCACAAUAUGGCACGGUGUACGGCAUGAGCAAGAGAAGUAGAGGCAGACUCCGGCCGACAGUGUCCGGACAAUCCCACUAGCAGUAACCAGUAGUGUCCAAGUGGUCAUCUCGUCGGCAACCUGAACACAUCAGCCACGAGGUCUUGUUACCUGGUCACGCAAUUGCUACAUCUGUAAACCGAAACAACACCAGCAUAUUAGUUGACAACCAACAUCUUCCUACCAGUUAUUAUUAUUCAACAAUUGUGAAUUGACCUCUGCACUAGUUCUUGUUGCCAAUUUGGUUAGGAACUGGUUACAACCACCUGUCAUCAAGAUGACUAACAACGCAGCACUUCCAAGUACCAUACCAUCAAUGGAGCCUUCCAAAGACUCCAGUAUGAAAAAAAAAUCACUUGUAGUACAAGCUGAGGAUGUCAUCACCUGGAAAUCCAUGAGUAUAAGGCAAAAGUGGAACUUUUUAUCUAACAACAUUACUGUUGAACCAAUGGUAGCUUGUUACAUCAUGCCAAGUGUUUUAGCAUCCCUUGCAACGCAAAACCUUAAUCUGGAGAAGGCUUGUCGAGUGAAUCUUGGAUACGAUGAUCAAGUCUGUUCAUCACUCACGGCUAGAAACACUACCGGCUUUAAAGAAGAGGAAACUGCCGUUCAACAACUCGUCACAGGAAUGCAGACCUGGAAGUUAGCACUUCAAAGUGGAUUGCCGACUCUUCUGAUUCUUUUCUUAGGUGCUUGGAGUGAUCGCACUGGUCUUAGGAAACCCUGCAUGCUUCUACCAAUUGUUGGAGAGUUUCUAACUAGUAUUAGCUUACUCGCUUGCACUUAUUGGUUCUACGAGCUUCCUAUGGAAGCUGCUGGUAUAUCUGAAGCAUUUUGGCCAGCUGUCACUGGGGGAUGGUUCACAAUGUUUAUGGCAAUACUCAGUUAUAUUGGUGAUAUUACUUCUGUUGAAUCUAGAACACUUAGAAUUGGUGCAGUUAAUGUAUUUCUAUCACUUGGUGUACCCAUCGGGAUGGCACUUUCUGGAAUUUUGUAUAUCAAAAUUGGAUUCUAUGGUGUCUUUUCGAUUUGCACCGUGUGUUAUGUAUUCAGUUUUGUUUAUGGACUUGUGGUUGUUAAAGAAUCACCGCGUCGACCAAGUGUUAAUUUACCCGAAAAACAACCACCUAUGUCACCGUGUGAGAAAGUUGUUGACUUUUUUGCAUUCCGUCAUAUUUCUGAAACCUUUCGCGUUGCUUUCAAGAAAGGUGCCAAUAAUAGACAAAACAAAGUUGCUGUUCUCAUGAUCAUUGUUAUGGUUGUCGUGGGACCCAUGUAUGGUGAAAUGGCUGUCAUGUACCUCUUCACGAGGUACCGAUUCAAUUGGAAUGAAUUAAAGUUCAGCAUGUUUUAUACCUACAGCAUGGUUACGAAUUUAAUUGGUACCAUCAUUGCAGUUGGAUUUUUCAACCAUUUCCUAAAAGUCGACGAUGCUUUGAUGGGAGCAGUAAGCUGCACUAGCAAAAUCCUAGCUAGUUUUGUUUAUGCUUUUGCCACAGAAGAUUGGAUGAUUUAUAUAGCUCCGUUAGUGGAAAUAAUAAAUGGAGCUUCAUUGAUCGCCAUGCGUUCUAUAGCAUCAAAAUUGGUCCCAACGGAUGAACUUGGUAAAGUCAAUUCUCUAUUUGGGGUAUGUGAAUCCUUAAUGCCUUUAGUGUAUGGUCCAAUAUACAGUUCGAUUUAUGGAGCCACAAUGAAUACAUUCCCAGGAACAUUUUUCAUACUUGGAGGUGGCUUAACAAUUCCUGCUGUGAUUUCAUUCUUGUGGUUGUACAAAGAGCACAGGAGGGAUCGGGCGUUAAUGGAGCUUGAAAUGAGGAAGGAAAAGUUUUGUAAAAUUGAAGAACUAGGUGAUAAGGGUAUAGUGAUAAAAAACAACGAGAAUAAUAAAGAAUUACAUGCAAAAAUAACUAUAAGUGAUAAACAUUUAGAAUCAGGAAUUGGUAUUGAUAAUCCAAUUUUUAUCACUGAGCAUUUGUGAUUUACUCAUGUGAUAUUAAUAUAUAAAUUUUUAUGACAAGAGAAAAUUUAUUUAUUGGUUUUAAGAGUAAGAAUAAAUGAAAUUAUUUAUUUAAAAAAUUUUCCAAGAAUGAAAUUGUAAAUAAAAUUAU